Schizosaccharomyces osmophilus is the source of this 957-nucleotide messenger RNA. It is a transcript of the gene cbs2, whose product is annotated as serine/threonine protein kinase AMPK (gamma) subunit Cbs2. NCBI's taxonomy places the organism in Eukaryota, Fungi, Ascomycota, Schizosaccharomycetes, Schizosaccharomycetales, Schizosaccharomycetaceae. The coding region runs from base 1 to 957 and encodes 318 amino acids. The transcript has 5 exons. The record is from RefSeq and is a predicted model, not a curated record.
AUGACAGACAUUCACGAGACCCAACAGGGAGCUCUUAAAGAAAUUCAGGCCUUCAUUCGUUCAAGGACAAGUUACGAUGUUUUGCCUACUUCAUUUCGCCUAAUUGUUUUCGACGUUACACUAUUUGUGAAAACUUCAUUGUCACUCCUUGCUCUAAACAACAUUGUCAGCGCUCCGUUAUGGGAUAGCGAAGCAAAUAGAUUCGCUGGUCUGUUAACUAUGGCAGAUUUUGUCAAUGUUAUUAAAUACUACUACCAAAGUAGUUCUGUUCCAGAAACCUUAGCUGAAAUUGAUAAAUUCCGUCUCUUGGGACUUCGCGAGGUUGAACGGAAAAUCGGUGCUAUUCCUCCCGAAACCCUUCACGUUCAUCCUAUGCAUAGUUUAAUGGAAGCAUGUUUAGCAAUGUCUAAGAGCCGUGCUCGACGUGUGCCACUGAUUGACGUCGAUGGCGAGACAGGAAGUGAAAUGAUUGUUUCCGUCUUAACUCAGUAUAGAAUUCUAAAAUUCAUUUCGAUGAAUUGUAAAGAAACAUCUAUGCUUCGGGUGCCGCUUAACGAAUUACCAAUUGGCACAUGGACGAAUAUUGCUACGAGUACAAUGGAUAUGAAGGUUUUCGCAGUUAUACAAACUCUUGCAGAGAAAGCCAUCUCUGCUGUUCCGAUAGUUAAUGAUGAGGGGAUCCUAAUAAACGUUUAUGAAUCUGUUGAUGUUAUGCAUUUAAUUCAAGAUGGUGACUAUAAUAAUUUAGAACUAACAGUGGGUGAGGCACUUUUAAGAAGACCAUCAAAUUUCGCCGGUGUACAUACUUGUCGCGAUACUGAUCAUCUUGAUGGUAUUUUUGACGCUAUAAAACAUUCCAGAGUGCAUCGACUUUUUGUUGUUAGUGAGGAUUUUCACCUUAAAGGCAUUUUAUCCCUUUCCGAUAUACUCAAUUAUAUUGUGGAUGAUCAACUUUAA